AUGGGGAGGGGAACAACUGACUCUGGUUCAGAACAGGCUAAAUUGGGAAAUAAGGCAAGUUUUUAUGAUUUGGCGAUAAAGACGGCGGCUUGGGAUGAAGACAACAAGAUAUUGGCCGGUCGGUGUGAAGUGAACGGAGGGACAUGGUGUGGUGUUUCUAAAAAUGGCAGAGUUGCUUUUCUUGUGGAUACUGCGUUAGUGAUGAACGACAUCAAGAUUAGAGGCGGCGCCUCCGAGUUAAUUCCUAUUCGGUUCUUGAAGAGCACAAUGACUCCAAAGGACUAUGCAAAGGAAGUGAAAAACGCUGAAAAGGAAUGUCACAACGAAAGCCGGGCCUAUAACCUAAUUGUGGCAGACGUUACUUCCAAGGAAAUGUAUUUCAUCAAAAAACCCUUGGCAGAUAAGACACGUGUCGAUAUAAGCAAAGUUGAUUUUGGUGUGCAUACCCUUUCUCUAGCCGGACUCGAUGGUGGCGAGGAUUCCCGUCUGAAAGGCCUUUUUAAGGAGAUGAUUGACGCUCAUAAAAACAAACAGUUACCACCAUUGAAGGAGCUUGCGCAGAGGUUGAUGUAUGAUCCUGAACCAUCCUUCUAUUUCGAAACCACGGAUAUCCCUCCUAAUCAUGGAAAUGAGCAAAGGAAACGCUAUGGAACAACGAGCACAACAGCACUCGUGGUGAAACCCACUAAGGAAGUCAUUUUCUACGAGAAGCAUUUCGAGCGUCCCGGCGUAUGGACUCACCACGACUUCACUUUCAACAUCACCGCCUAAGUUACUUUCAACGUCGUGCAGCAUCCAUAUCCGAAUAUCUUAUAAUUAAGUAAAUAAUGUUGGUGAUGCUGUAGUAAAUCCUAUUAAUUAAGUAACCUUGUCGUCGACUGAUCAGGGAAACCUAUUUCCUUGGUCACAUUAUAUUACGGGUAUAGCUUUCCAGUCUAUGAACGGUCAAUAUGCUUAAAAUCUUCUAAAAUAAAUAAAUUAUAGUUGGUUUCUUAUCUUCCCUUUGUCAACCUAAAGUUCCACUUUAUAUUUUUCUCUCUGUUUCAA
Molecule: messenger RNA, 1047 nt
Organism: Thlaspi arvense
Lineage: Eukaryota; Viridiplantae; Streptophyta; Magnoliopsida; Brassicales; Brassicaceae
Source: the annotation of a GenBank genome assembly